UAAUACUACUGCUGCUAGUACCCCAACUACUAAUACUACCACUGCUACUACUACUACUACUGGUACUACUACUGCCAACACUACUACUACUUCUACUGCCAACACUACUACUACUGGUACUACUACUGCCCCUCUGGUGUGUGAGAAUGGCGGGAUGUUACUGGGCAGUGUUUGCAUCUGUCCUGAUGAAUGGACCGGACAGACCUGCUCAAAAGAAUAUUUCUGCAAAGCCAAGACGCUGGAUGAGUUCACAUUCCCGAGCACACCCGUCGGAUGGUUCUCCUACUCCGAGGAAGUCUGUGGCAAAGAAACCAAUAAUGCUGGUAAACCUCAGGCUGUCACCAGAUGUUCCCUCAUCACCAACGAAUUAGCGGUCAUCAACCAAACUAAUAUUGGGAAGUUGGCGUUGAACGCUCAAAUUCUAACGUCGCGACCGGAGGAGCUGACGACCGAAGACGUGACGGCAGCAGCUCAGAUCGCCAACAAACUGCUGGGGUCUGCACACGCCACCGAGAGUGUCAGAGUAGCAGCAGUAGCCACCGUUAGCCAGCUGCUCAACACCAACGCUCUGGACAACACCGAGGAAAACAACGACACUCUGGAGCUGACGAAGUCUCUGGACAAACUGUCUGUGAACUUCAGCUCCAACCUGAAAACAACCGGGUUUCAGGUGGUUCAACCGAACCUGGUGGUCCAGUCGGUACAAGUCCCGGCUGCCAACACUCAGGGAGUCCAGUUCACGUCUCUCACUGGAACAUCUGGCAGUUUUGUUGCCAACCGGAUUAGAGUCGACAACAACACGGCUACAGUUGUGGUGGAAAACGGGUCCAUAGCCGACGCCCUGAUACAUAUACAAUUUCAUCCAGCUGUCAACAGGCGCCAGGAGCUGUCGGACGUCUCGCUGGGCUUCGUCCUCUACCAGAACGCUCGGCUCUUCAGGUCCAGGUUGUUCAGGAGGCCUAACGCCACCGUCAGGGUCCUGUCAGGCACUGUCAGCGGCCUGUCAGUCGGAGAGUCCCGACGUGUGGAGAUGUGGAUCAGACCCACGCUGGAGAGCAAUAAGUCGCUGUACGACUUCUCCUGCGUGUCCUACGACUACAACGUGGACGACUGGAGCGUCGCCGGCUGCUCCAAAGGAAACGCUUCAGACGGAGUCCUGCGAUGCUCCUGUAACCACACCACCAACUUCGCUGUUCUGUUUUCGGUCAGACAAAUGUACACGUACGCAGACGCCCUGGACUGGAUCUCCACCGUUGGACUUUCACUUUCAUUUCUGGGUUUGAUGAUAACGAUCAUUCACCACAUUGGACACAAAAAUUAUCUUGAGAACUACUGGACGGUGACGUUCACGCUGCUGUGCAUCUGCUUCAGCCUGUUGCUCUUCAUCAUCACCUUCGUCUCUGGAGUUGUUCAGUCCAGCAGAGUGUACGACAAACCGCACAUCAAGUCGGACAGAAACGUCCUCCUGGACUCUGACCAGCGCGUGGAACCGGACAGCGGCUCGUGUACGGCGGUGGCGGCUCUGCUGCACUUCUUCCUGUUGGCAACCUUCAUGUGGAUCAGCCUGUUUGGCACCAUCAGCGUGCUGCAGAGGAAGGUGAACGACACGCCGCCUCCGUACUGGACUCCGCUCAGCGUCGUUGUUGGAUGGGGAUUUCCUGCCGUUUUCAUGGCGAUCUCACUGGGAGCAACAUACACCGUCGAUGAUCCUCUGGGAUACCGUCAGGAGGAAUUUUGUUGGCUCGCAGCUCUGGAUACGGACAAACAGUUUGAUUUCAGUAAACCGAUGUUCUGGGCUUUCGUCCUCCCAGUCGCUCUGACCCUCAUCUACAACAUCGCCAUUUUGGUUCUUGUCUCUUGGAGGAAGUACAGAGCUGUCUCACCGUCUGGCAAUGGAACCAGUUUCUUGGAUUGGUGGAAGAACUUGCAGUCCAGUCUGUUGCCGUCCAGUCUGUUGGGAGUGUUAGUGUGUCUGUCCUGGUCUCUGGGAUACGCAGUCCUCGCCACCACAGGACACGCCCACUUGGUCUUCAGCAUUUUAUUCUGCCUCCUGACAACCUCACAGGGAUUUAUGAUUUUCAUCCUCUUCACAGCCAUAAAGUCGGAAUUCAAAUCAGAUGUCUUGCAGUUUGUCAAGUACUUCCCACGCGUCACCCUCUCACGCUUCAACCUCUCCAACAUCCCACGCGUCACCUUCUCACGCGUCAACCUCUCCAACUUCCACAUCCCACGCGUCACCCUCUCACGCUUCAACCUCUCCAACAUCCCUCCUGUCACCAUCCCACGGCCAGGCCACAUGGGGUACAAGCUGCAGACGAUCUCGGCGGAGACCAGCAGCACCGAGACCUACAGGGGGCUGAGAGACGAGGACACGUCCAUGACCACUCGACUAUAGGAUCUGACCACGUCUAUAAAACUUCAAUCAAACGUGUUCACAGAGACUGAACUGGACACAAGGGGGCAGCAUCACUCUACUUUGACUCACAUAGGUCUGACUGAGUCCGGACUGGAUCAGAGCUCAGUAACAAACAGUCAUUUAAUUUUGUUAUGAACUCCAUAUUAAAUAUAAUACUUCUGUUCUUGUAUUUGACUUGAUGUAUAAAUAAAUUUCCUUUUUAAACCAA
Scophthalmus maximus (turbot) is the source of this 2624-nucleotide messenger RNA. Its product is annotated as adhesion G-protein coupled receptor G7-like. The coding region runs from base 155 to 2395 and encodes 746 amino acids. Gene Ontology annotation, biological process: G protein-coupled receptor signaling pathway; cell surface receptor signaling pathway. Lineage: Eukaryota; Metazoa; Chordata; Actinopteri; Pleuronectiformes; Scophthalmidae. Gene Ontology annotation, cellular component: membrane. The transcript has 15 exons. Gene Ontology annotation, molecular function: G protein-coupled receptor activity. The record is from RefSeq and is a predicted model, not a curated record.